Molecule: messenger RNA, 1578 nt
Organism: Fusarium coffeatum
Lineage: Eukaryota; Fungi; Ascomycota; Sordariomycetes; Hypocreales; Nectriaceae
Exons: 3
Coding region: 1-1578 (525 amino acids)
Cellular component (GO): cytoplasm
Molecular function (GO): oxidoreductase activity
Source: RefSeq, a predicted model, not a curated record
AUGGACCCUAAGAUCGAGACGGAAAACAUGAAACAGUCAACUCAAGCAUUCGCCGGUACGGCGACGGCUACCCACAGCUCAGUUAUGUCCCAAUUCAUGGCGAGCAUAUCUACAGCUAUUCUUAAAGACCCCGGCCUGCCUCGUUCAAAUCCUACAGUAUCUGCAUGGCAGAUCCCAGUUCAUCCCACAGUGUCCUCUAUCCAGUCAGCAGUACUGCCAGAGCAGACGGACUUUGUCGUUAUUGGCUCUGGAAUCACUGGCUGUAGCGUCACUAAAACCCUCCUCGAGCACAAAGCUGCAAAAGGCUCUCAUGUUACUGUACUAGAAGCGCGUACGCUUGUAAGCGGCGCAACAGGGCGGAACGGCGGACAUCUUGUAACUGCUGCUGGCCACACGUUCGGCCCGUUGGCUCAACAGCAUGGGCUCGAAGCGGCCCAGCAAAUCACACGAUUCAGUGUUCUGAACAUUCAGCAUGUGAUGGAUAUGGUUAAGGCUAUGGACAAGGAAGUUCAAGAAGACUGCCAGAUCCGUGAUGUGCGAAAGGUAAUGGCUGUUGGGGAUGACGAGACAUGGGCUGCUGCCCGAAGCUCAGUAUUGGCUUUCCAAAAGAACGUUCCCGAGUGUAGCACUUAUCAUCGAAUUGUCGACGCGGAUGAAGUGCCGGAGAGAUGGAAUAUUAAGGGAGCAUCAGGCGCUGUGGAACACGAUGCAGGGGCCAUCUGGCCAUACCGUCUCUUGACUGGCAUCUACGAGCGAUUGUUAGCUCAACACCCAGAUCGACUAGCCAUCGAAACACAUACACCAGUUAUUCGUAUCAAACUCCAGGACCACAUUGACCCGGAUUACCCGUAUCUAGUCACAACACCUCGUGGGACUAUCAAGGCCAAGAAAGUCAUCCACUGCACCAACGGACACGCAUCACAUCUACUUCCUCAACUUGCUGGCCGGAUAUAUCCUUUCAGAGGUACGAUGUCAGUCCAGAAACCAGGACCACAGCUCGAGAACGUGGGAGCAUCGAAAUCCUGGAGUCUGUCGCACAAGUCAACACUUGAUGCGCGAACAGGAUUAUUUGACACAGGUCUUUACUAUCUCCAGCAGAAUGCCCUGACAGGAAGGAUCUGGAUCGGAAACGAAACAGCCUAUAUGCACGAUAUCUUGACCUCGGAUGACACAUAUGUACCCGACAGAGCAGUGCAGGCCCUUUCAACUGUCCUUCCAAAAUUCUUUCUUAAAGGCUGGGGUACUGAAUCUAGUUCGGAGAUUGAGUCGAUAUGGUCCGGUAUUCAAGGCCAUACUGCUGAUGGAUUGCCUAUUGUCGGCCAAGUCCCUGCUUGCGUCACCGGGAGUAAUCAGGAUGACGGGCAGUGGAUCGCCGCUGGCUUCAACGGGUACGGAAUGGACAAGUGCUGGUUGACUGGUGAAGCUCUGGUAAAGAUGAUGUUGGGAGAAGACGUCAGUGCUUGGUUUCCGCAGUGCUAUCUCGUCACUGAGAACCGUCUUCUAAGUCAAUUGACUGCCGAAGCUACGGUCACUAAGUUUGCUGGAUUGGCUUCGGAACCUUUGGAGGCAAAGCUCUAA